GAGAGCGGCUGCAUGCGCGGGAGGAUUCCUCAACAGCUUUUGUUUUGAAUUUGAAUUGAUUCACUACCCGAAGAGAAACGACUACACAUAGGACAUUUCAUCCAAAACAAACGUUGGUUCACAGAUUACGUUACACUUGCCUCUCUGUUCACUCACGUAGACUAUAGAGGAGAAUCCGUCGCCCAUCAUUACUAUCGAUGCGAGUGGACACAUGAGCACUUGGGCGGUGGGCUGUAAUUGCUCCGGUCUGCAGGCUUGACAGGCACUAAGUUGAAGAGCAUCGAAGGAGUUUGUAAGACUUCGCCAAUGUGAAAACACUUCAGAACCAAGGACAGAUCCAAACCGCUGCCUGGCAAACAUGCUCAAAGUGAACAACAUCUGGACUCCGCUUGUCACAUAAAGCUCUGCACGUUGUAUUGUCGGUCGCCCGGAAAAGAGAGCGGCAGACACAUCCGGCAAGAUAAAUCUAGUGCUGCAACAAGGAAAUAUCAAACAUGCUGAAAGAAGACUUCAAUGUGAUCUGCCUCGAGUACCUGUGAACUUCAGCUCCACUCUACUUCCGCCAGCUGAACCCCUUUACCCGAUCCUGCCAUGCUGAGUGUAGUGCUCAGGCCAAAGGUUUUGGCCAGUCCUGCACAUUACUGGCCCCUCCACAUGCUCCUGAUGGAGCUGCUGAUACCGGGGGUCCUGCCCAACAUCUCCAGAUUACUGCCCCCGGCCAAACGUGAGAUCAUUCUGGACGGGGACUUGGUGAUCGGAGGCCUGUUCCCGGUGCACCAAAAAGGUGAUGGCACAGAGGACUGCGGUAAGAUCAACGAGGCCAGGGGGAUCCAGAGACUGGAAGCCAUGCUGCUGGCACUUGAUGAGAUUAAUGCCAGCGAUCGCAUCCUUCCUGGACUCCAGCUUGGCGCCCACAUCCUAGACACCUGCUCAAAGGACACAUAUGCUCUGGAGCAGUCUCUAGACUUCGUCAGGGCCUCCCUCACCAAGGUGCAUGAUCCAGGCUUCAUCUGCCCAGACGGCUCCAGACCCGUCCAAAACGAGGUUCCACUGGCCAUCUCUGGGGUCAUUGGAGGAUCCUACAGUGACGUUUCAAUCCAGGUGGCCAACCUCUUGCGAUUGUUCCAGAUCCCUCAGAUCAGCUAUGCUUCAACUAGUUCAAAGCUCAGCGAUAAGAGCCGCUACGACUACUUUGCCCGCACUGUGCCCCCUGACUUCUACCAGGCCAAAGCCAUGGCAGAGAUCCUGCGUUUCUACAACUGGACCUAUGUGUCGACAGUAGCAUCAGAGGGCGACUAUGGUGAGACUGGCAUUGAUGCCUUCCAGUUGGAGGCCCGCACUCACCAAAUCUGCAUCGCUACUUCAGCCAAGGUGAGCCGCUCCAUGAACCGCCAGGGCUACGAUAACGUGAUCCGCUCUCUGCAGCAGAAGUCCAACGCCAAGGUGGUAAUCCUUUUUACCCGCAGUGAAGAUGCCCGGGAACUGCUUGUGGCUGCUGCUCGCAUGAACGCCACCUUCACUUGGGUGGCCAGUGAUGGAUGGGGAGCGCAGGAGAGUGUGGUGAGGGGCAGUGAGACGGCAGCAGAACGGGCUUUCACCAUCGAGCUGGCCUCCUACCCCAUUCGAGAGUUUGAAGAUUACUUCACCAAACUGAAUCCAUACACCAACACAAGGAACCCUUGGUUUAAAGAGUUCUGGGAGCACCGCUUUGGGUGCAGCCUCCAGGAACCUGGCUGUAGUGAAAACAGCCUGCGAGAUGGACGUUUUGAGCAGGAGUCCAAGAUCAUGUUUGUGGUAAAUGCAGUCUAUGCCAUGGCCUAUGCUCUGCACAACAUGAGGCAAGCUACAUGCUCAAACGCAUCCAAGGUCUGCGAUGCCAUGAAACCAGGCAAUGGCAAAAGGUUCUACAAGGAGUUCAUCUUGAAGACAAAGUUUGAAGCUCCAUUCAGACCUGCGGACACACAGAACAUGGUGCGCUUUGACUCCUUUGGCGACAGCAUCAGCCGCUACAACAUCUUUCACUACCACAAAGAAGAUGGGAAGUUUGUCUACAGGAAGGUCGGCUACUGGGAUCAGAACCUGACCCUGAACACAAGCAUGAUACCCUGGCGUGAGUCUGUAACCCCCACCUCGCAGUGCAGCGACCCCUGCAGGAAGAACGAGGUGAAGAGCAUGCAGCCUGGAGAUGUGUGCUGCUGGAUCUGUAUCCCCUGUCAGGCCUACCAGUACCUGCAUGACGAGUUCACCUGUGCUGACUGCAGCUUCGGUCAGUGGCCCUUGGAUAACUUGACUGGCUGCUAUGAUCUGCCUGAAGAAUACAUCCGGUGGGAGGAUGCGUGGGCCAUUGGACCUGUCACCAUCUCCUGUCUUGGUAUAAUGUGUACUCUGUCAGUAGUGGGUCUGUUCCUUAAGCACAAUAACACGCCUGUUGUUAAAGCAAGUGGACGUGAACUCUCUUACAUCCUGCUGCUGGGAGUCCUGAUGUGCUACCUCAUGACCUUCAUCUACAUCGCCAAGCCUUCCACUGCUGUUUGCACCCUACGCCGACUAGGCCUGGGCACCUCCUUCGCAGUGUGUUAUUCAGCUCUUCUAACCAAGACCAACCGUAUUGCUCGCAUCUUCAGCGGGGUGAAGGAUGGAGCCCAGCGGCCGCGCUUCAUCAGCCCCGCCUCCCAGGUAGCAAUCUGCUGCAUUCUUAUCUCCUGCCAGCUGCUGGUGGCUCUUAUCUGGCUGCUAGUUGAGGUGCCAGGGGUUCGGAAGGAGGUGAGCCCCGAAAGGAGAAACGUGGUCACCCUCAAGUGCAGCAGCAGGGACACCAGCAUGCUCAUGUCACUCACCUACAACUGCAUCCUCAUCAUCCUCUGCACCGUCUACGCCUUCAAGACGCGGAAGUGCCCUGAAAACUUCAAUGAGGCAAAGUUUAUUGGGUUCACCAUGUACACCACCUGCAUCAUCUGGCUCGCUUUCCAGCCCAUCUUUUACGUCACUGCCAGCGACUACAGGGUGCAGACCACCACCAUGUGCAUCUCUGUCAGUCUGAGUGGCUCGGUGGUUCUCGGCUGCCUCUUCGCCCCCAAAGUUCACAUCAUCCUGUUUCAGCCCCAGAAAAAUGUGACCUCACUCAGAGUCACAACCAACCGCUUUAGUGCCACUGUGUCAGCUUCCGCAUCCGCUCCCAGCUCCAGCUACUCUAAAGGAUCAGCCUCUAACUAUGUGCCAGCAGUCUGUAACGGCCGUGAGGUUGUGGAUUCUACAACGUCCUCUUUGUAAAAAAAAGAAAAAGAAAUGGUUUCCCUUCAAGCACAAGACACCAUCCCAUCAUCACUCAUCCCUCCAUGAAACAGGGCGGUGUAUGAUGGAGCCCCCAUGCCAUCCAGCAUGCUGCAGAGAGAUAACUCUGUCUGGGAAGACGGACUGACAGCGGCAAGGGUAACUCUUUACUGUGAAAGCUAAGUGAUGUCUCUACAGCGCGCAGUAUGUAUCAUUUGUAAAGCCUUUUUGUAUAGAUUUAAUAUGCUGUGAUAUCCUUGUUUUACAGAUAGAUGAAAUGCACCGUGCCUUGUCCUAAAGAGUCUUGUUGUCAAAUGGGUGCUUGUGAAGCAAUAGUGUUAUUCAAACAAAAGGCUGUUCUUAUCUUGUCCUUACAGUGCUGUGAGUAUAUCCAAAUGUUGUAGACAUUGAUAAAAAUUGCUAUGAAAUAAAUGUAGCCCUUCUGUUCUACAAAAUAUGUGACUAACCUUAGUGAUUGUGAAAGAGUAGGCAACUAGAGGGCACAAAGGAUGUGUGUUGAUGUAGAUUAGUGUUUGCUUUCCUGUAAUUUAUGUAAAUAAAAUAGUUUUCUUUUACAUAAAAAAAUAAAUACUGCUUUGUAUGCAUUUACUAUUGCAAUUAUAUUUCACCAAAUGCAGCUAUAAGAGACAACAGCUUGAGUACACAAUGUUCGAUUGUUUUUUCAUCUUGAAAACCACAUUACCUUAUUUAAAAUAUCUUGAGUAGAACCAACAACAUAUUGCUUACUUUAAUUAUACCUGAGUAAAGUAAAACUGAAGAUGUUAAGUUUGAGUUACCAUUUUCCCGCCUAAAUAGGAGCAGCAUGAGUUUUAAUUUCGCUGUUACCAUGACUUGUAUUUGGUGCUCUGAUCUCAAAGCUAUAACUAUUGGUGUAACUACUAGUUAAGUAUGUGCUAUUAUACAUGUACAGUGCCUAUAAAAUGUAUUCACCCAAG
This is a messenger RNA of Eleginops maclovinus (Patagonian blennie), 4226 nucleotides long. It is a transcript of the gene grm2b, whose product is annotated as glutamate receptor, metabotropic 2b. Gene Ontology annotation, cellular component: plasma membrane. Lineage: Eukaryota; Metazoa; Chordata; Actinopteri; Perciformes; Eleginopidae. Bases 592 to 3270 code for a protein of 892 amino acids. Gene Ontology annotation, biological process: G protein-coupled glutamate receptor signaling pathway; regulation of synaptic transmission, glutamatergic. The transcript is spliced from 6 exons. Gene Ontology annotation, molecular function: group II metabotropic glutamate receptor activity. The record is from RefSeq and is a predicted model, not a curated record.